AGGGUUGCAGUAACAUUGCUGAAGAACUGGUUUGACAGGACUACAGUUUCCAUCAUGCAGUGUUAUAAGGGGUGGAAUACAGGAAGAGAACAAAUUGUUACAAGAGGUGAGGGCACCAACAGGUGGAAUCGACAGGUAUCUGAGACAGGAAGAGGGCAGGUACUGAAAACAAUAGAAAAUAAUACUGAAAUGUAACCAACUAUAAGUAAAUUGAAUACAGCAUUGUGUGCAGCAGUAACCAGAUACAACAACAUUUUCAAUAACCUUUUCAGUGUGUUUUUAUUAACAAAGUUUUAAGAGAAAGGCAGCCAUCAAAGCCUUGCAGGUGUGUAUGCAUUGUAUGAGCAGCACUUAAACCAAAUUUAAAUACAAAUAUGAUGGUGCCAUUGUAAUUACUGAUAUGAUAUGCAACUUUUAUUGUAUUACAUUCCUAAAUUGUUUAUAGUCUGAAAAAGGUGAGGCAAACUAAGAGCAUUAAUAAAAUGAAAGUACAGCUAUAAGAAAAUUCAACCUGUAGUUGAAAAAAAAAAAGAAAAUUUGUAUGAAUGUGUCAAUUAAUAAAGUAAUUUAUACAUUUACAGAAAAGAUGAACUACUUUUGCUAAACAUUUGCAAAAUAUUUUUCUUUGAAGGCUGCAAAGCAAAAGUUGUGAUUCAUAAUGCUUGUCAAUGCCUAAAAUGGUCUGCUGUAGCAAAUCUGAAUCGUAGGAGGCAUUUAGGAUUUUUAAGAUUUUAAAGAUAUUGUUAAUCUCUACCUGAACAACUUUCUCAUUGUAGUAAGAACUGCUAUUGAUUAACACAUGGGCCAUUUUUUAAAAGUGCUAAUGAAACUGAAAUACAUUUAGGAAACAGAAAUUCAUGUAACAGAUACACUGAUAUGCAUAUAAAAAUAAAUCAAGGAGAGCUGUUGUACACAUUGCUGAAAAAUAAAGUAAAAAUAAUACAAAAAUAAAGAAAACAGUUACAAGUUUAGUGUUAGUGAAAAGAAUCGGUACUGAUUACUAGCAGGCAUGCAUGCUGGUGGGCUCGAUCCAGACGAUGCAUUUGAUUUCCUGUUUAAGAUCAUUCUUAUUGGAGAUACUAACGUAGGAAAAACCUGUGUGGUUCAACGUUUUAAAUGUGGAAACUUCAUAGAAAAACAGCAAAACACCAUUGGUGUGGAUUUCACCGUCCGAGCAAUGAAUAUUGAGGGCAAGAAAGUGAAGCUACAGGUGUGGGAUACUGCAGGACAAGAACGUUUCAAGACAAUAACCCAGAGUUACUAUCGUAGUGCUCAUGGUGCUAUUAUCGCAUAUGACAUCACCAGUCGUAGAACCUUUGAAUCGCUUCCACACUGGAUUGAUGAAGUGGAACGAUAUGGAGCUGCCAAUGUUAUUCUUAUGUUAAUAGGUAACAAAUGUGAUUUGACUGAGAAACGAGAAGUAUUAUUUGAAGAUGCCUGCACAUUAGCAGAGAAACACAAGCUGUUGGCUGUUCUGGAAACUUCAGCAAAAGAGUCACAGAACAUUGAGGAAGCUUUUUUGUUAAUGGCCAAAGAGCUUAUGGCAAGAAACAGCCUCCAUUUCUAUGCAGAAAACCCACGGAGUAGCCUCAGCCUGGAUUCUAGGCCUGUUAAUGUGACUAUGGAAAAAGAAAACAACAACAUCUGCUCAUGUUAACAGCAAUCUGGACAGUUGUAUCAUUGCAGAAGGCCAGCAAGUAACUGGUUCUAGACUGACUAGGUAAACAAUAGAUUCAGUAACUGUAAUAAAAACAUAUGAUGCAAAAUAGUAAAAAUUUGUACUCUUAUAUUUACUAGUCACUGAUCUCAGAGUAAAUAUGCUUAUUGCAAACUUGUUUUUGCAAAUUGAGUUAAUAAUGUGAAUCUGGUUUCUUAAGGUAUGUGUUUUUUAUAGAAUGACAGAGAAAUAUAUACAGAGACUAUAUACUUUACAGUACAGAAAAAUGAAAUGCCCUUUGUGGUCAGAAGCAGAUCUGUCUGAUCGUUAACCAUAUGGUUACAGCAGUAAAGAUGUAGCAACAUAAACAGUCUUUUUUUGUCUUUGCAAAGAUUGGUGUUUACCUUUAGUAAGAUAACAUAGCUCAGUGGCAAAAGUGUCUGACAACACACUCUCAGGUAUGGGUUUGAAUCAUGUUAUUUCGUGUUUGUGUACUGUACGUAUAACUUUAAUGGCUCUGUCUGGUUAAUACAAUCAAAAUAAAUAAAGUGCUGUGGUCCAGAAAGAGAACACAGUUAAAUUACAAGGGAAAGAUUAAUUGUUUACUUUUUCUAGUG
Molecule: messenger RNA, 2274 nt
Organism: Protopterus annectens (West African lungfish)
Lineage: Eukaryota; Metazoa; Chordata; Ceratodontiformes; Protopteridae
Gene: RAB19
Product: RAB19, member RAS oncogene family
Exons: 3
Coding region: 1010-1657 (215 amino acids)
Cellular component (GO): trans-Golgi network
Molecular function (GO): GTPase activity; GTP binding
Source: RefSeq, a predicted model, not a curated record